AUUAUCUACACCACGUGGGAGAGGCAUUAAUUAUACUAUUUUUUUUUUAGAUUCCAUUUGUUAGAGACGUAAGGAACAUUGUGUUAUAUUUAUUGGUGAAAUCGAGAGUUAAUUGUCAAUAAUGUUGAUGAAGUCUAAUUCAUUUGCAAUGAUGAUGAAUUUGUUAGGUGCAAUUUUAUUGGUAUCAAUAGCUUCUGUUGCUAAUGCUCUCACUAAGAAUGAUUUCCCUCCUCACUUCUUGUUUGGUGCUUCAACUUCUGCUUAUCAGGUUGAAGGUGCAGCAAAUGAAGAUGGCAGGAAACCAAGCAUAUUGGAUACCUUUGCACAUGCCGGCAAUGGUGGACUAUUCAAGGGAGAUGGUGACAUUGCAUCUGAUCAAUAUCACAAGUAUAAGGAUGAUGUCAAACUCAUGGCGGAAAUGGGCUUAGAUGCCUACAGAUUUUCUAUAUCAUGGUCAAGACUUAUUCCAGAUGGGAGAGGACCAAUAAAUCCCAAGGGAUUGGAAUAUUACAACAAACUUAUCAAUGAACUAACAAGCCAAGGAAUCCAAGCACAUGUUACAUUGCAUCAUUGGGAUCUACCACAAACACUUGAAGAUGAAUAUGGAGGAUGGGUUAGCCGAAGAAUUAUAAAGGACUUCACAGCAUAUGCAGAUGUAUGCUUUAGAGAGUUUGGAGAUAGAGUUAAACAUUGGACUACAGUGAAUGAAGGAAAUGUGGAAUCUUUAGAAGGUUAUGAUUUAGGAUUCUUAGCACCUCAAAGGUGUUCACCUUCCUCUAUGUCUAACUGCUCCAAAGGCAAUUCUUCAACAGAGCCAUACUUGGUAACUCAUCAUAUGUUGUUAUCACAUGCAUCAGCUGCAAAACUUUAUAGGACGAAGUACAAGGCCAAGCAAAGGGGACUUAUUGGUUUUAAUAUCCUUGGUUUUGGUUUACUUCCACUAACAAAUACUAGUGAAGACAUAAUUGCUACUAAAAGAGCCCAAGACUUCUUAAUUGGGUGGUAUAUGAAUCCCUUCAUUUUUGGAGAGUAUCCCGACUCCAUGAAAAAUGAUGUUGGCUCAAGGCUUCCUUACUUCACUGCCAGAGAAUCAAGUUUGGUUAAGGGCUCAAUUGACUUCCUUGGAUUCAAUUUUUACUAUGCAUUAUAUAUUAAGAACAACCCGAAAAGCGUGCAGAAAGAGAAUAGAUAUACAUCAGAUAUGGCUGUAGAGUUUAAACCCUACACUGGAAUUGGUACACCUACAGAUGAGAUACCGGUUAUACCUUGGGUUUUGGAAGGGCUGCUUCACUCAUUGAAGAAUGAUUAUGGAAAUUUUCCAAUUUAUAUUCAUGAAAUUGGUCAGAAAACAAGUAGGAAUUCAUCAUUAGAUGAUUGGUCAAGGGUGAAGUCUAUGCAUGUAUACAUAGGGAGCUUGCUUGAUAUGUUAAGGAAUGGAUUGAAUAUAAGAGGCUGCUUUGUAUGGUCCUUUUUGGAUGUAUUUGAGUUGCUAUAUGGAUAUGAAAAAAGUUAUGGUUUAUAUUUCAUAGAUAUGAAAGAUCCAACUUUGAGGAGGCAACCUAAACUUUCUUCUGUGUGGUACUCAAAUUUUCUAAACAACAGAAUUAUGGACUCAAAGAUCACCAUGAAAAUUGAAGAAAAGUCAUCCAUCUCCAACACUUCCUUGAUGCAUGCUACCACUUAAUGCAAUUAGGACUAGUUAAAAUACAUGUUUUUUCUCUAGCUUCCUCUCCUUUGUUUUUCCUAAGUCAAAGUUUGCUUUAUGCGUGACCAUGUAUAAGAAAAUGGCAUGCAUUUAUGGUGUUUAAACUUAUGAAAAUAAUUAGAAUUUUAAUGAACGUCUAUAUACUAUUUAAGAUGUUA
Molecule: messenger RNA, 1863 nt
Organism: Lathyrus oleraceus (garden pea)
Lineage: Eukaryota; Viridiplantae; Streptophyta; Magnoliopsida; Fabales; Fabaceae
Product: beta-glucosidase 11
Exons: 13
Coding region: 122-1684 (520 amino acids)
Biological process (GO): carbohydrate metabolic process
Molecular function (GO): beta-glucosidase activity
Source: RefSeq, a predicted model, not a curated record